This is a messenger RNA of Talaromyces atroroseus, 6264 nucleotides long. Its product is annotated as Autophagy-related protein 2. Bases 1 to 6264 code for a protein of 2087 amino acids. The record is from RefSeq and is a predicted model, not a curated record. Gene Ontology annotation, cellular component: phagophore assembly site; extrinsic component of membrane. Lineage: Eukaryota; Fungi; Ascomycota; Eurotiomycetes; Eurotiales; Trichocomaceae. The transcript has 5 exons. Gene Ontology annotation, molecular function: phosphatidylinositol-3-phosphate binding. Gene Ontology annotation, biological process: autophagosome assembly; reticulophagy; piecemeal microautophagy of the nucleus.
AUGGAUUACUUCCUGCCGUCGUUCGUUCAGAAGCGCCUGCUACGCUACGCGCUUUCAAGACUCGAGUUGGUCGAUACAGAUGCCAUAGAUCUCGAUAGUUUAGGGAUACGCUGGGGCCAGAGGAGUACCUUUGAGUUGCGGGACAUAGGUCUGAGGUUAGAGAAACUAGCUUCUAUCCUACAAUUACCGUCAACAUGCAAACUAUUAAAAGCACGCUCAUCGCUCAUACGAGUCACCAUACCGGCCGAUAUCUACAACAGCGGAAUUAUUUUUGAGGUUGACGGUGUCGACGUACAUAUCCAACUGCUGUCGGGCGACGACUCGAAAAGCGGUAAACCGAUUUUAAGUAGUGCCAGCGAGCAACCAGUCCUGCCCACAACCGACGACCUAGCACAAUCCUUCAUUCAAUCAGAACCCAGGGAAGAAAGGGCGGAAAUCGAGGCGGCAAUCUCGUCACAAUCUCAAUACCUGCAACGCUCAACAGCAUCACUGAGCGAGGAUGAUGAAGUUGGUCUUGGAAAUGAGGAAGUCUCGCUUCCUACUUUCAUUUCCGGCUUCCUCCAAGGUAUCUUGAGUAGGCUGCAAAUCAAAAUCAACAAUAUCAAUAUCCGCGUCGAUAUGGAUCUUCCACAAGAUGGUCCCACCAAAAAAGUCCCCGUUGAUAAACCAGAUCAAAUAACAGCAUCUAUGAUUAUUGAAGAGGUAUCGAUAAGUAGUGUUGCUGAGACUGAAGACCAAAGUGCUUCCUCCAGGGUAGCAGGCAGGACGGUGACAUUGGAUUCAAUCCGUGUUCUGCUUAUAUCCGACCCUGUUGUUUUCUCCAACUAUGCACGGUUUGCAGAAGCUCCGCCCUCGCCUUCGACUACAACAUCAAAGGUGGGACAUGUCCCGGACACAGUACAUGGAAUCACGCGAUCACAACCAAUAUCACCUUCUACGGGGUCGCAACCUGAACUGGCUGAAUCUGCGCUUUUGUAUCGUUCCCAAAUGACUGUGCCCUACUCAAAUCCGACAAUGCCCGGUGAAGAGUUUAUGGAGAGUUCAACAGAUUCUCUAGAUGGUCGAUUUUCAGAUGCGGAAAGUGAACCUGGGGAUGAAUAUCAACGUCAAGAUUACUCAGUUUCAGGUAGCCAUUAUGAUGGCAUUAUUGAUAGCCCUGCCUAUCUUGAUGAUGUUUUUCACUCGCAAUUUGUUGACGAUCCAGAAAGAUCCAUUGAAAUAUACCCUAAAUCUCCCCAAAGUACCGGUACUCCAAGACCACGAAGUCCACAACUUGACUCCUCACACGCACCAGAGACAUGGCAUGAUUUUGACGAACCUCGAUCCUUAGCCCAUACCGAUGACAGCGCUGAGCAUGCUUACUUUCAUGAAUCUCUCAGCCGCAGUCAAAAAUCGAUCGGAACCUCUCGUUCACCCUCCCCUGAACCGACUCCUGCCUCAUACUCCGCCGACCUGUCCAACUCUACUAUAUCUGCUGACGGCGACUCUACAAUCCAAUCAAGCAACAGUAGCUCUCAUUCCGGCUCAUUGCCCGAUGACCUAUCGGAGUCCAAACUUUUCAGCCAUGAAGAAGCUUCAAGCAUGUAUAUGAGCGCUAUUAGUGGCACCUCAGACCAUGAUGCGCCGGUAAUGCCCGGUGGUUGGGACUCAACAAGAUUCGGAUCAGAUAUAGAUUCACAUGGUCGUGAACGUAAGAUUGGCGUUUAUACAGCGAAGGAUUUUAGCGAUGAUGCAGAUGUCUCUACGCCGAGGAUUGGCAGCCAAUCAGUGUCGUCUCUCUCUCAGACAAAUGAUGAGGAUGCUCCACAAAUUUUGCCUGGAGAGUCGCAUAAUGCAGCCUUGGACCCUCAGCCAUGCCCAUCCGCUGCAGAGUCCUCUGUGGAUCCAGAUGUCGCUCGCGAAAUUAUUGACAUAAGUCGAAUAACGAUUUGGAUACCGGAAGGAUAUGGCAGUUCAGGCAUGGAACAACAAUCAAUCUCGCAACAUGAUAGGCCUAAAAGCUCUGGAAGUCAAUCAAUGAGGGGUGAUCUUCUUGAAGCUUCUAACGUGGACUACUCGAUGUCAAUGCGCAGAAGUUCUAUAUCUUCAUCCAUCGCCUUUGAUAACGCUGAACAAUCGGGCCACAAGGGACCUGAUGUCUUCGAACCCAUCACAUUUACAAAUGCUCCUGGAGCCAUUUCCGUUGACGUCAAUGAAGUCCUAUUUCUGUUUGACAUAGCAACUGGGUGGCUGCUUGUAAAGGCUAGCCAGAAACUUGCCACUGCUUUUAAUGUUGAACCACCCGAGUCCAAGCCAUCAAGCAACAAUCACCAGGCCUCAUCAUCAAAAUACCAGCAUUUUAGGCUUAACCUUCAUUCUUGCGCAAUCAAGUUCUUGGAACACCUGGCAGAUGUUCCGUAUCGAGCUCAAGAAACGGCAACGGCCACUAAAUUACCUCGUUCGAGUUUUUCUGCAGUAGAUGACAUCAUACUUCAAGCACAAUUAUCAUCGGUGAACUCUGACUUGUUUAUAUCAGAGGAGACUAUGAAAUUCCAACUCGAAGUGGCCAAGUUCGUUCUUGGAUGCGCAUCUGAGACCCUCAUAUCCUUCAAUAAGGAGCUUAGAAUGCGGGACUCCGUCAGGGAUAUACAAGUAACCAGCCCUCGCGACAUCUCCCUUACCGUCACUAAAACACCAGCAUCUGCCAGGAUUAAUAUAACUACGUUACCAGUCCAUUUAAACCUGAAUAUCCAGAGGUUGGAGGAGAUUUUAGGAUGGCUGGGGGGUCUCAGUACAUUAAUGGAACUAGGAAGCUCCAUGGCAUCGAUUUCAACGGUUCGUGGAGAUAAGCCAGACACCCCGAAGAAGCCUACACGAGGGGUGCGUUUCGAAGGAAUGCCGACCCCCGAGGCUCCUACCUCUAUCGCAACAUCUGCUCCUUGGAAGAUUAAUGCUCGACUAGGUGGCAUCAUGCUUGACAUUGUGGGCGAAACAUGUGCCCUCAAGUUGAAUACUACUGCAGUCAAAGCAGUUAGUAGAUAUGAAGGCAUUGGCAUCCAGAUUGACAAGGCUAAGGUUAUUGGCCCAUGUUUCCCCGACGAUAAUGGAGAAUAUCCGGCAACGCUCAGUUUGGGAAAUAUCCGAACUGAAUACUUGUAUUCCCCGAAGGAGGUUGAUCUAGACAGGCUCCUGUCUUUGCUGACGCCAUCAAAGGAUAAGUAUGAGGAGGAUGAUGAUAUCAUGCUCGAUACGCUUUUCCGACAAAGAAGACAAGGAGGCGUUCUCCGUGUGGCGGUAACAACGGCAAAGCUGUUGAUUUCCGAUUUAGAAGGGUUGGGACCUCUGUCGUAUCUUCCACUGGAAAUUGCAAGGUUGUCAAGCGUGACUAAAUACCUGCCGGAGGAUGAUCGCCCAGGCAUUAUGACUUUGCUACUAAUUCGCGACUUCGAGUGCAAUACUCAUGUCGAUGAGAAGAUUGGCGAUUUGCGAGCAGUGACCCAAGAUAUAGAGAUGGCUCACAUCAGCCUUCCAUCUCUCAUAGCGGCGCAAGUGAAGAGUCUUUCACUAUUGCGGAACGAGACAGAAGAGCUCGUUGGUGAGGCCCUGAAAACCUCUGCAAACGUGAGUGCCGCGCAACCUUCGUUGCCGAUGAUAAUGGCUCGUUUUAUUGCAGAUGAAAUGGACCCUACAGUGAAGAUCAAAUUUCAUAGUUUUAGAGUUGAAUAUACUCUGCCUUCGAUCAUUGCAUUCCUUGGGCUCGAAAGCAAUACUACACCCGAGGAUUUGGCAGCAACGAUGGCCGCCUCUGUGGCCAAUCUUACAGACCUUCGAAAUUCUCGAAAUCAGAGCAUGUCUUCUGGCGCAUAUGGUGUACUGGAGCCUGAUGCGAAACCGUUCAAGCUUGCCGUGUCUCUUCGAGAUUGCGUUGUUGGAUUGAAUCCGCGCGACAUGCCUGCAAAAGGUCUGAUGGUGUUGACAUAUUCGAAGUUCAAAUACACAGACCCGGGGAAUGGAUCUUCUGAGGCCAAUUUUGAGAUCAAAAAGGCAACAGUCAUGAUUAUAGACGAUGUGUCAAUGGUUGGCUCCGGGGACACUAGCAGCAGUCAGCGAACGAUAGUCGACAGCCAGAAUGAACAACUCCGGGGGUUCGCCAACGUGGGCUUUGUGCCAGUUUCAUACAUAUCAUCUGCGGUGUUUUCGGUCAAUAUGCUACCACCUGAUGCAGAUGGCAACAAGUCUGUUGACGUCGAAGUGAGAGAUGAUUUGCUAAUUCUGGAAACUUGUGCUGAUUCCACGCAAACUCUCAUUGGGCUUCUCAGCGGACUUGCACCCCCAUCAUUGCCGAGCAGUACACUCAAGUAUCGUACUGAGGUUAUGCCGUUGCAAGAUAUGUUAAGUUCAUUUACUGGUGAAGCGUUUACGACUGAUCAAGUGACAAACGCCGAUGAAAUUUCUGUUCAUGAGUCGGAGGAUAAUUUUGAAGGUGCUCUUGAUGAUGAACUCGACUACGUCAGCGACUUUUAUCCCAAGGGACCUGAUUCAGAAGAGCCGAUGAGUACAAGUACGAUGAUGGAUCCGAUGGCCGAUAUGUCUCGAUCUAGACGUCUGAUGGAUAGCUUUCAUUCGGAGUAUAAUGUUUCGACUAGCAUAACAGGCCUUGAAUUUCGGGAUGAUCAUUUCGCUAGAAAAUCAACUGUCGGAGGCACGGCUCAUCGAUGGGACUCUACUCACAAUACUUAUGGCCUUGCAAAUGAAGUAAAACUUCAUGGUAGCCCAUUGAGAGUCAGGGUGCGAGAUGUGCAUUUCAUCUGGAACCUUUUUGAUGGAUAUGAUUGGCAACGCACAAGGGAUACAAUUUCAAGGGCCGUCAAGGAUGUUGAAAUGAAAGCUGCAGAACGACGCGCCAAAGCAACGAGUCGCCUAUCCCCCGAAGAUGAUGAAGAAGAGUCGGUUAUUGGCGAUUUUCUCUUCAACUCUAUCUAUAUCGGUAUACCUGCCAACAAGGACCCUCGUGAGCUGUCCCGAGCAAUCAAUCAUGAUAUAGAUGACAUGAUUAGUGAGACAGGAAGCUACAUUACCUCUACGACUGUCACCGGACUCUCCGCAAAUCGACAAAACCGGCCACCUUCAGUUCGCGGAAAGAGGUUACGUCUCUCACGCAGCAAGCAUCACAAAAUGACGUUCGAGCUAAAGGGUGUUUCGGCCGAUUUUGUCGUCUUCCCACCAGACUCUAGCGAAACUCAGAGUACAAUGGACGUGCGGGUGAAUGAUCUAGAGAUUUUUGAUCACAUUCCGACAUCAACUUGGAAGAAAUUUGCGACAUAUAUGAACGAUGCUGGGGAACGCGAAAGCGGGACUAGCAUGGUGCAUCUAGAAAUAUUGAAUGUCAAGCCGGUGGCGGAGUUGGCGGCAUCAGAAAUUGUUCUUAAGGCUACUAUUUUGCCCCUACGUCUUCACGUUGAUCAAGAUGCGCUGGACUUUCUUAGUCGUUUUUUCGAAUUCAAGGAUGAGUCCGCCCCUGCUCCCAGUACUCCAGGCGAUGCUCCGUUCCUGCAGCGAGUUGAGAUCAAUUCGGUGCGAGUGAAGCUAGACUUUAAGCCCAAGCGAGUCGACUAUGCUGGCUUGCGAUCUGGGCGGACGACCGAAUUCAUGAAUUUCUUCAUCCUGGAUGAGGCGGACAUGGUAAUGCGACAUGUUAUCAUCUAUGGUGUCUCGGGCUUUGACAGGCUUGGUCAGACUCUCAACGAUAUCUGGAUGCCGGAUAUUAAGAGAAAUCAAUUACCAGUACGCAGUAUACAAAAAGGAGCAUUCUCUUUCGCAAAGACCACCACAAAUGAACUGAUCAAACUGGGAGCCAAGCUAGCUAUUGGAACCCAGACAGUUCUCCAGAGUGCGGAAGACUUCCUCAAUGCUCCAUCUACGGGGACAGGACAUUUAGAAGGGGACGGCGAUUCGGGCGACGAGGACGAGAAGAAACAAAUCUCCCACUAUGCCGAUCAACCAGUGGGCGUCGUCCAGGGUCUUCGGGGUGCGUUCCGCAGUCUAGAGCGUGAUUUACUUAUGACACGAGAUGCUAUUGUCGCUGUUCCCGGUGAGGUGAUGGAAAGCAGCAGCGCGGCAGGAGCUGCAAAAGCAGUCUGGCGACGAGCACCCACUGUCAUCCUACGACCUGCCAUUGGGGCUACACGUGCCGUUGGGCAGACUUUACUCGGGGCAGGAAACACGUUGGACCCGACAAAUCGACGAAGAAUAGAAGAUUAUAUAUCUGCUGCGAAUCAUUUAUAG